AUGAGUGCGUUGGGGUUUGAUAUUGGAAAUGAAAACUGUGUGAUAGGAGCGGCUAAGCAACGUGGAAUUGAUGUAUUGCUAAAUGAUGAAUCAAAGCGGGAAACUCCAUCUGUGGUUUCAUUUGGUGAAAAGCAGAGGUUUAUUGGAUCGGCUGGGGCUGCCUCCGCUACCAUGAAUCCAAAAUCCACCAUUUCUCAGGUCAAAAGAUUGAUAGGACGGAAAUUUAGCGAACCCAGAGUGCAGGAUGACCUUAAAUUGUUCCCUUUCGAGACUUCCGAGGAUCCUGAUGGGGACAUUUUGAUAAAUUUAAAUUAUAUGAACGAGAAACAAACUUUUACACCGGUUCAGAUUCUAGCUAUGCUGUUUGCCCAUUUAAAGCAGAUUGCAGAGAAAAAUCUUGAGAUACCCGUUUCAGAUUGUGUGAUUGGCGUGCCUUCGUACUUAACGGAUUUGCAGAGACGUGCAUAUUUGAAUGCUGCAGAGAUAGCUGGCUUGAAGCCAUUGAGGUUGAUGCAUGACUGUACAGCUACUGCUCUGGGCUACGGCAUAUACAAGACAGACUUCCCUAGUGGAGGUCCUGCAAAUAUUGUGUUUGUGGAUAUUGGUCAUUGUGAUAUACAGGUUUCUGUUGCAUCAUUUGAACCUGGGCGUAUGAAAAUAUUAUCUCAUGCUUCUGAUAGCAACUUAGGGGGAAGAGACUUUGAUGAGGUCCUGUUCAGGUAUUUUGCUGCACAAUUCAAGGAACAGUACAACAUUGACGUUUAUUCUAAUGCACGAGCAUCUUUAAGGCUGAGAGCGGCAUGUGAAAAAUUGAAGAAAGUCUUGAGUGCUAAUCCAGAGGCACCGCUUAAUAUUGAGUGCUUGAUGGAAGAGAAAGAUGUCAAGGGAUUUAUUAAGAGAGAGGAUUUUGAGGAGCUGUCGUCAGAAUUACUGGAAAGAAUUAGCAUUCCAUGUCGUAAGGCUUUGCUUAACUCUGGUCUUACUCUUGAGAAGAUCCAUGCAGUUGAGCUUGUUGGAUCAGGUUCUCGAAUACCUGCCAUUUCGAAGAUAUUGAACUCAUUAUUCGGGAAAGAACCUAGCCGGACUGUAAAUGCAAGUGAGUGCGUGGCUCGUGGUUGUGCCCUUCAAUGUGCAAUGCUCAGUCCCAUAUUCCGAGUGAGAGAGUACGAGGUGCAAGAUUCAUUUCCAUUUUCUAUUGGAUUUGCAUCUGACGAAGGGCCGAUCUGCACAGUGACAGAUGGCGUGUUGUUUCCUAAGCUGCAUCCUUUUCCAAGUCUAAAGAUGCUUACGUUGCACCGAAGUGGCACAUUUUACAUGGAAGCCUUUUACACAAACCAGGAUGAGUUGCCUUCAGGUGUAUCUACAAGAAUCAGCUCUUUUACGAUUGGCCCAUUCAAAGUUCCUCAUGCGGAAAAAAUGAAGAUUAAAGUUAGAGUCAAUUUAAACCUCCAUGGAAUUGUUACCAUAGAGUCUGCCUCGCUGAUGGAGGAUAGUUUGGAUGAUUCUACCAUGAAGAAUGAUGGCACACUCUCAGACAAGAUGGAGCAAAACAAUCAAGAAACUUCCAGCAAAGCAAAUGGGGCUGCUGCUGUUAGACGGCGUGAUAUAACCAUUUGUGAUAAUAUAUAUGGCGGAAUGACACCCCAAGAGCUCUCCCAAGCCCAAGAAAAGGAGCUUCAGUUGGCCCAGCAAGACAUAAUGAUGGAGAGGACUAAAGAUAAGAAAAAUGCACUGGAGUCUUAUGUAUAUGAAGCGCGAAAUAAGAUUUUGAAUACGUAUAGAAGCUUUGCAACUGAUUCAGAGAGGGAAGGGAUCUCCAGUAAUUUACAACAAACUGAGGAAUGGCUCUAUGAAGAUGGAGAUGAUGAGUCUGAAAGUGUUUAUACAGAGAAAUUAGAGCAUCUGAAAAAGAUUGUGGAUCCUGUUGAACAUCGAUACGAAGAGGAAGAGGCCAGGGCACAGUCAACCAGAAAUCUAGUAAAGUGCAUAGUGGAGUAUCAGACGGCUGUAGGAUCACUUCCACCCAGCGAAAGAGAUGUUGUCAUUGGUGAAUGCAAUAAAGCAGAGCAGUGGCUUCGAGAAAAAACCCAAGAGCAGGAUUCAUUACCCAAAAAUGCAGAUCCGAUACUCUUGUCAAGUGAAAUCAAGAGGAAAGCCGAGGCUCUGGAGAUGAUUUGCAGACAUACAUUGGCAUCCAAGUCUUCGUCUGAGAGGCCCGAGGAAAACAGAGAAUCAGAGACGAGAGAUCCAAGAGAUGAUAUGCAUGUUGAUUGA
Messenger RNA from Fraxinus pennsylvanica, 2274 nucleotides. Lineage: Eukaryota; Viridiplantae; Streptophyta; Magnoliopsida; Lamiales; Oleaceae. The record is from the annotation of a GenBank genome assembly.